Molecule: messenger RNA, 969 nt
Organism: Brassica napus (rape)
Lineage: Eukaryota; Viridiplantae; Streptophyta; Magnoliopsida; Brassicales; Brassicaceae
Product: paternally-expressed gene 3 protein-like
Exons: 2
Coding region: 442-969 (175 amino acids)
Source: RefSeq, a predicted model, not a curated record
CAGGAAAUAAGGGUUUUAAUAGCAAUGUAAUAUAGCGGAAAAGAAGUUUGUGCUAUUGUAUGUUUGUGGCUAGAAAUAUAAUAGCGUUUCUUUAAGUAAAAAGCUAUUAUAUCUGGAGCGGCAAAAUGAAAUUUGCAAGCGCGCAUGUUUUUGGGAUUUUGAUCUUUAGAUUAUAGCACUGAGAAAGAAUAAUCGUUAUGGUAUCCUCGACCGCUUAUUUUUUUAUUAAAACCCGCGAAUGAUAAAUUUUGUGGGAAAUAUAUCUUUGACCAAAGCAAAGAAUAUUUAGUACUUUUUCAUUAAAACAAAAGAAUAUCGUCUCUGCAUUUUCUCUCCCAAAGUGUUCUUCGUGAGACCCCUUCGGAAUCAUCGAUCUCUGUCUUCUUUGUCUUCAUCGAUCUCUGUCUUCUUUGUCUUCUUCGAUCUCAGGAACAAAUUAACAUGGGGCCGAAGACACGAGGAGGAAUGGUUAGAAGAAGCAGACGUUCCCAAGGUCUGGAAGCAGAAACAGAGUUCAUUGAGAUAACCAGAAAGAGUACGAAAAUGCGUAAGUUAAAUAAGGGAAAAGAAGUUGCUAUUGAAGAAGAAAACAUUGAGAUAAGGCAAGAAAGUGCUGACGAAGUCCCGACAAAGGUUUCUGAAGAUGUUAAUGAGGCGGAUGGUGAUGGUGAUGGUGAUGAUCCACAUGUGGAAAUUGAAGUUGAGAAUGUCAUUGCUGAAGAACAGUCUCAGUCUGAGAAUGGAGUUACUGAAGAACCUUCUCAGCCGAGAGAAGCUGACAUGGAAGCUGAAAAUGGAGUUACUCAAGAACCUUCUCAGCCGAGAGAAGCUGACAUGGAACCUGAGAAUGGAUUUACUCAAGAACCUUCUCAGUCGAGAGAAGCUGACAUGGAACCUGAGAAUGGAGUUACUCAAGAACCUUCUCAGCCGAGAGAAGCUUCCAAGGUAGUAAUCUUUUCGACAUUUUAA